AGCACAGACAGACCUCUGCUGUUGAGCUAUCGGUUGCAUAUCCGCUGACUUUCGGCGUGGUAACGAGCUACGUUCAUUAACAAAGGGCGACCUAUUAUUUAUUAAUUAACAAUUGUAUCGUUUAUCUAUAAAAAUGAGCACCCUUAACGUGAAGAAGCUCAAAGUUAACGAGCUGAAGGACGAGCUAAAGAAGCGGAAUCUGUCGGAUAAGGGGCUGAAGGCCGAGCUGAUGGAUCGCCUGCAGGCCGCGUUGGAUGAAGAGGCCCUCGCCGGAGACUCCUCGGCGGCUCAGGAAGGUUCGGGCGAUGAUGGGUUCGAACAGUCGGUGGAACAAGAGUGUAUAGGAGAGGGAGAGGGCAUGGGAGAAGAAGAGGAAGGCGAGGGUCCGGUAGAGGAGAGCAUGGAGGCCAACCAGGAGGAAGCGGAGAAUAAAGGCGACGGCAACGGCGACGCCGAGGACGAAGAGAUGGGUGAGGGGGAAGACGGAGGGGAAGAAGAUGACGAAAUGGAUCCCAUGCUCAAGGCUGAUGUAGACGAUAUGGAAAAAAUUGAAGACGGUGAGCGCGGAGACAACGCCGCAGAGGUUUUAAAAAGCUGCGGAGUGCCACGGACGGAUGUAAACAUAACAGCGAGCUCAAGGAGCAGGCCAGGCCUAGAAAGCCGGAGGAAGAAGUUUACGAGACAGCGAAAGAGGGGCUGCAGAGCCGGGGUAUCAGCGAAGCUAAGAAGGAGUCUCAAAGGAACACCAAACCCAUCAAUCCCACAAUCCAACGUCUGCUCAGCGGAUAGCAAAAUAGAUGAUCCCCAACUAAAUCAACAUUCUCCAAAAAAGAUACCAGACAGUGAUAUUAGCUUGGAGGGCCUCGCGCUAUUCCGCGACGAUAUAAACAAAGAACUAACUGGGGAUGCGGACAAAGACACGAAUGCUGAUCAGAAGAAUAAGAAGGGUGUUAAGAGACGCCGGGAGGAACAUGGAAGGGGCUACUUUGAAUUUAUUGAAGAGAACAAAUACAGCUGCGCCUCUUUUAAGUCUCCUGUACCCCCCUUGGAGGAAGAAGAUGAAGAGUGUGAUGAGACGAAAGUCUGCCUGGAUACCUACAACUGCGACCUUCACUUUAAGGUGUCACGUGACCGUUACAGCGCUUCAUCUCUAAUCAUGGAGAGCUUUGCUUAUCUGUGGUCUGGAGGAAAGGGGACCUAUGGUGUAAACCAGGGGAAGGCCUGCUUUGAGAUGAAGCUGACAGAGAAGAUUUCAGUGAAGCACAUCUCCAGCAAGAACCUAGAGAUUAAUGAUGUUCAGGUUGGAUGGUCCCUGUCUACUGGUACUCUGCUUCUGGGUGAGGAGGAGUUCUCUUACGGAUACUCCUGCAAAGGGAAGAAGACCACCAACUGUGUGACAGAAGACUUUGGUGAAACGUACGAGGAGAACGACGUCAUCUGCUGCCUCAUUGACUUUGAGGGUGAGGAGGUCGUUAUCUCCUUUGCCAAGAAUGGUGGAGAACCAGCUGUUGCCUUCAGGGUCCUUAAAGACUGUCUGAAUGGCCAGGCUCUCUUCCCACAUGUUAUCUGUCGCAACUGUGCUGUGGAGUUUAACUUUGGCCAGAUGGAGACUCCGUACUUCCCCCAGCCUGAGGGCUACACCUUCCUGCAGCAAAUCCCUGUUGAUGAGCGAGUGCGAGGCCUGAAGGGCCCCCAGACUAAGGCUGACUGUGAGAUCAUUGUGAUGGUUGGCUUGCCGGGCUCGGGGAAAACUACCUGGGUGAAGAACCAGGUUGAGCAGAACCCUGGGAAAUACUACAUCCUGAGCAGCGACACCAUUGUGGAUAAGAUGAUGAUCAACAGCUUGAAACGCCAGUCCAAGGAUAUCACCAAGCUGAGCGCCAUUUCCCAAAGAGCUCCACUUUUCUUGGGAAAAUUCAUUGAGAUCGCCGCUCGCAAGAAGAGGAACUACAUUCUGGAUCAUACUAACCUGUCUGCACCCGGCCAGAAGAGGAAGAUGUGUUUGUUUGCCGGGUUCCAGCGUAAGGCUGUGGUGGUCUUCCCUUCAGACGAGGAGUACAAGAAACGAGUCCAGAAGAAGGUGGAGAGUGACGGCAAGGAAGUUCCGGAGCACGCUUUGCUCAAAAUGAAAGGCUUCUACGCCCUGCCUGAGGAAGGAGAAAGCUUCAGUGAGGUCACGUAUGCCGAGCUGCCCAAGGAGGACGCCGCCAAGCUGCUGGAGCAGUACAAGGAGGAGAGCAAGACGGCCCUGCCUGCUGAGAAGAAGCCCAACCAAGGCAGCAGCACCCCUAAGAGAGGCGGUAAUCAAAGCGGGUCUCGUGGAGGCGGAGCUCGUGGCGGCGGCCGGGGAGGCAAGAACCAGUUUGGACGCAGUGGACAAGGACAGAGGGGUGGCGGUCGUGGAAACUUCCAGAACAGAGGCAACUUCAGAGGAGGUCCCGGCCCUCGCGGCGUCUUCAGCGGUUUCCCCCGUGGCUGUAUACCUCCACCAAUCUUCAGGGGAGGGGUCCCUCGGCCCGGGUUUAGGCGGGGCGGCGGCGGUCCACUCCCCAGCCUGGCCGGAGCCCCAAGAGGUGGACCGAUGAGAGGAAACAUGGGACCCCGAGGAGGACCCAUGAGCAGAGGCGGUCCGAUGAACAGAGGCGGCCAAAUGGGCAGAGGGGGUCAGAUGAACAGAGGAGGCGGAGGCAACAUGAACCGCAACGCCAACAGGGGACCUCCUGCCCACUUCCAGCAGAGAGGCGGAGGAGGCCGUGGAAACUUUGGCCAGAAAAACAGCAACUUUGGCAACAGGAACAGCGGCAACUUUGGCAACAGGAACGGCAUGGACAAGGCCCAAGCCUUCAACCAGAGCUGGCAGCAAGGGUUCUGGAACCAGAAGCCUUGGAGCCAGCAGUAUCAGCCUGGAUAUUACUGAGACACUUGGUUCUUAUGGACUGGUGGCUGACACUGAGGACCCACCACUAGCCACGGAACAUCCCUCCGCCCUGCUGUUUGAGUUUGCUUCCCUAGAACCCACUUUUAACCUUCAACAACCCGCUGACUUACAAGCAAGAGCCCAAGCAUCCAGAGCGAGAACAUUCCAUCCGAGGAGAGCAGGACACACCAACAUAAUCAGAGCUUUUAUAGAGUCCGUCUAUUUACAUUGUGGGUUCAGUCUCUUUCAGAUACUGUUUAGAUUUUUUUUUCUUCUCCCAGCCACUUUUUAAAUGACAUGCUUUUAAAAAAAAAAAAGUUUGUAAAAUCAGGAACCGUAUAAGUGGGGAAAUUUAGGCUUUUUUAUUUCUUUCCUGUUCAGGGUUGUGCAUUUUAUCUGUGCUGUGAUUUUUGAUUUGCUUUUUUUUAUUACAAAUUGUAAAUACAUUUUUUUUCUUUGUGUAGUUUGUCAUACAUUUAAAAAGUGAUUGAAAUGAACCUUUUUUAAAGAAAGCAGGACAGAUUAUAUCAGACUGUACAUGUCAAUGCUCUAAUGUUAAACAGUUCAAAAGAGACGACAGAAAUGAUUUUUUUCUUUUGUUUUUGUUCCCACCAUCAUACUUGUAAGAAAAUAGACCUACAAUAAAACGACUUGUUUGCUUUUGUUUUAUACAUUCAUCCUGACUUAUGGCUUUCAUUUAAUUCAAAGGUGUGUAAACAACCUUUGAAACAAACCGAUGCCACAGCACUUCAACUCCUCCUUUAGAGAAAUGAUUUGUAAAUAGUUUCCAGAAAAUAAUUCAGCUUGGAUGUUUCAGGAUAAAGUAAAGCCAUUUGUUAAUCCAUUAAAUAACCUUUUAUUUUUUUUGUUCACUUAAUCCACUCCAUUCUCAGGGUCUUUAUUUUAAUUUCUAUCAGCUGCUCCUUAACUGCAGUAGUCUUUAGAAAUAGUGAGCGCUGAAGCACAAUUAAUCCUAAUUUCCUCUGAACAAAAAAAAUACGUUCUCAGAUUCACCAGCAAAUCUAAAGGGCUACAUGGCAUCGCUGACCGUUCAGGAGCAUUUAGUCCGACUUCUGUAGAAGCAGGCUUAGAUUCUGGAGGGUCAUGUUGGUGAUUGUGGCCCGGCAGUAAGGGCAGCUCAUACCGCCUCCUUACUCCCGAAGUAUCUUCCUCUACUUCAUCCAGGUACAGUUAGGGAAUUCUGUCCAGGACGCCUGCCUAUCACGGCUGUUUUUAUUUCCUCUGCUGUUUAUUUGGUCGUGCAUGAAUGUUAAACACUGUAAUACACAAACUGAACAUUGUCGACUGAUGGCUGAAUGUCUGGGGAGGUUUGCACCGAGGGUACAAACAUGGAGCAGAAUGCGACGGCGUGCUGUCGAACACAAACUGUUUUUAUUGCUGGUGUUAAAUCAGGUCUUAACGUUUAACCUACACUUUGGGAUCUUUUCAGAUGUGUUCGUUUUUACAUCUAGGUUGUAUUUUUAGUCUUAAGUUGUGUUUUUAUUUUUAACUUUUAUGGAAAAAGUUAACAGAAUAAACUGACUUGGUUCAACCAG
This is a messenger RNA of Cyprinodon tularosa, 4473 nucleotides long. It is a transcript of the gene hnrnpub, whose product is annotated as heterogeneous nuclear ribonucleoprotein Ub. Gene Ontology annotation, molecular function: poly(C) RNA binding; RNA polymerase II cis-regulatory region sequence-specific DNA binding; snRNA binding. Gene Ontology annotation, biological process: positive regulation of attachment of mitotic spindle microtubules to kinetochore; negative regulation of telomere maintenance via telomerase; negative regulation of transcription by RNA polymerase II. The transcript has 15 exons. Gene Ontology annotation, cellular component: kinetochore; nuclear matrix; centrosome. The record is from RefSeq and is a predicted model, not a curated record. Lineage: Eukaryota; Metazoa; Chordata; Actinopteri; Cyprinodontiformes; Cyprinodontidae. Bases 134 to 2917 code for a protein of 927 amino acids.